Molecule: messenger RNA, 7299 nt
Organism: Paramisgurnus dabryanus
Lineage: Eukaryota; Metazoa; Chordata; Actinopteri; Cypriniformes; Cobitidae
Gene: uggt1
Product: UDP-glucose glycoprotein glucosyltransferase 1
Biological process (GO): ERAD pathway
Cellular component (GO): endoplasmic reticulum
Molecular function (GO): UDP-glucose:glycoprotein glucosyltransferase activity
Source: RefSeq, a predicted model, not a curated record
UCCGUGCAAACAUGGCAACUCACGAAGGAGAUUCAGAAGCCGGUGCUGGGAUAGGUGGGAAGAUGUGGAUGUUGUGUGCUUCACUGCUGGUUCUUAGCUCAAUCAGCUCUGUUGAUGGAGACUCAAAAGCUGUUACAACAACACUGACCACUAAAUGGCCCUCUACACCCCUCUUGCUGGAAGCCAGUGAAUUCCUUGCUGAGGAGAGCCAGGGCAAGUUUUGGGACUUUGUGGAAGCCAACCAAAACAUCGUAAAUGAUCAUGAUGACACAGAUCAGGCUUACUAUGAACUGAUCCUCAAGAGAGCCGGUGGACUGCUGAGCCUAGUGAAGCUUAACAUGCUUAAGUUUGCUCUGUCUCUGAGGUCUUAUUCAUCCACCAUCCAUUCUUUCCAGCAGAUCGCAUCUAUUGAGCCUCCUCCACCUGGAUGUAAAGCUUUCUUUAAUGUCCACGGACAAACAUCUUGUGACACAGAAAGCCUUAAGGCCAUGCUAGAUACUGCGUUAGAUCGGCCAAAACCACACCUAUUCAAAGGCGAUCACAAAUUUCCCUCAUCUAAUCCAGACGCACCUGUUGUGAUUCUUUAUGCUGAGUUGGGCACCAAGGAGUUUUCCACAUUUCAUCAGCUGAUGCUGGGAAAAGCCAACAAGGGCCUGAUCACUUACGUUUUACGACACUUUAUCGCGAACCCCAGCAAGAAAAAAGUGUAUCUGUCUGGAUUUGGAGUUGAACUGGCCAUCAAAAACCAAGAGUACAAAGCCAAAGAUGACACACAAGUUCAGGCAGGAGCAGAUGUGAAUGCAACGGUGAUGGGUGAAAAUGAUCCUGUGGAUGAAGUUCAAGGUUUUUUGUUUGGGAAGCUCAAGACAACUUAUCCCGAACUAAAAGAACAACUGAAGGAGCUUCGUAAGCAUUUGAUCGAGAGCACCAAUGAAAUGGCCCCACUUAAAGUCUGGCAAAUGCAAGAUCUCAGCUUUCAAACUGCUGCCCGUAUCCUGGCAGCUCCAUCUGUAGAUGCUCUCAAUGUCAUGAGAGAUUUGAGUCAGAACUUCCCCACCAAAGCUAGGUCCCUAACAAAAACAGUGGUGAAUUCAGAGAUCCGUAAAGAGAUUGAGGAAAAUCAAAAGUAUUUUAAGGGAACAUUGGGUCUUCAGCCUGGUGACUCAGCUUUGUUUAUCAAUGGAUUUAAUAUUGACCUGGAUGUGCAGGACAUCUUUAGUGUCUUUGAUGUGUUGAGGAACGAGGCAAGGGUCAUGGAGGGUUUACGCAGUCUGCAGAUAGACACCCCCUAUAUCCACGACAUCCUCAAACUUAACGUCCAGCCAUCAGAUUCAGACUACGCCGUGGACAUCCGCAGCUCCGCCGUUAACUGGAUUAAUAACCUGGAGACUGAUGGUCGGUAUGCAUCCUGGCCCUCUAACGUACAGGAGCUGCUGAGGCCCACCUUUCCUGGAGUCAUUCGACAGAUCCGCAAGAACUUUCACAACUUGGUGAUGAUUCUGGACCCGACACACGGGAACACGGCUGAGCUGAUAAGCGUGGCCGAGAUGUUUUACAGCAACAACAUCCCACUCAGGAUUGGACUGGUGUUUGUGGUGGACGAUUCUGAUGAUGUUGAUGGAAAACAGGAUGCUGGUGUGGCCCUGCUGAGAGCUUUUAACUACAUUGCCGAUGAUGUGGACAACCAGAUGGCGUUCGAUGCUGUCAUAUCAAUACUGAACAAAGUUCCCAGUGGUGGCCGACUGAAGGUGGAACAUGUGGUGAGCGUGCUGGAAAAGAGAUAUCCCUACGUAGAGAUUAGCAGCAUCUUGGGACCUGACUCUGCCUAUGACAAAAACAGAAAAGAGGGAAAAGCAUAUUAUGAGCAAACCGGUGUUGGCCCUCUGCCCGUGGUGUUAUACAACGGUAUGCCCUUACAACGUGAGCAGUUAGACCCCGAUGAGCUGGAGACGGUCGUCAUGCACAAAAUCCUGGAAACCACCAGCUUUUUUCAGCGUGCCGUCUAUCUGGGAGAGCUCAGCAGUGAUCAUGAUGUGGUGGACUUUAUCAUGAAUCAGCCCAAUGUGGUCCCAAGAAUCAAUUCCAGAAUCCUGGCCACCAGCAGCAGGAACUAUCUAGACCUCUCCGCCACCAACAAUCAUUUUAUAGACGAAUACGCUCGUUUUCUCUUCCUGAACACAGAAGACAAGAAUGCAGCAGUGGCCAACAGCAUGAAUUACAUGACAAAGAAAGAUGAUGCCAUCAUCCGUCCAGUGACUUUCUGGGUAGUGGGUGACUUUGACCAGCCCUCAGGAAGGCAGCUGUUGUACGAUGCCAUACGUCACAUGAAAACCAGUAAUAACGUGCGGUUGGGAGUGAUCAAUAACCCCAGUGAGACCCUGACUACUGAGAACAGCUUGAUAGCUCGAGCCAUCUGGUCAGCCAUGCAGACCCAAACCUCCAACAAUGCCAAGAACUUCAUCACCAAACUGGCUAAAGAGGAAACAGCACAGGCCCUAUAUGCAGGGAGUGACAUUGCCGAGUUUGCUGUUGGGGGCAUGGAUGUUCCUCUGUUUAAGAGCGCGUAUGAGUCCCCUAAAAUGGACUUCCUGUUGGCUCAUUCAGCUUAUUGUCGGGACGUCCUCAAACUGCAGAAGGGCCAAAGAGCUGUGAUCAGCAAUGGACGGAUCAUUGGUCCGCUGGAGAAAGCGGAGGUCUUUAACCAAGACGAUUUCCUGCUUCUAGAAAGCAUCAUCUUGAAUACGUCAGGGGAGAGGAUCAAGGGCAAAAUUCAACAGCUUGGCAUGGUAGAGGACAGAGCUAGUGAUCUGGUCAUGAAGGUGGACGCCCUGCUCUCCUCCCAGCCCAAAGUUGAAGCAAGACUGGAGCAUACCUUUGCAGAAGACAGAUACAGUGCAGUGAAGAUCAGGCCAAAAGAACAGGAAGUGUACUUCGAUGUGGUCGCCAUUGUGGACCCAGUGACCAGAGAUGCUCAGAAACUGGCGCCUCUACUCCUGGUCCUGAAGCAGCUGGUCAAUGUCAACCUGCGAGUGUUCAUGAACUGCCAGUCCAAGCUCUCUGACCUCCCGCUGAAAAGUUUUUACCGAUACGUCUUGGAGCCAGAGGUCACAUUUUUGGCAGACGGCAGCUUUGCUUCAGGCCCGCUGGCUAAGUUCUUGGACAUGCCUCAGUCGCCCCUAUUCACUCUGAACCUUAACACCCCUGAGAGCUGGAUGGUUGAGUCCGUCCACACCCGCUACGAUCUGGAUAACAUCUACCUAGAAGAGGUGGACAGUGUUGUGGCCGCAGAGUAUGAGCUGGAAUAUUUAUUACUGGAGGGUCACUGUUUUGACGUAACAACGGGUCAGCCACCCCGCGGACUGCAGUUCACAUUAGGGACCCCCUCGGACCCAGUUAUAGUUGACACCAUUGUCAUGGCCAACCUGGGCUAUUUCCAGCUGAAAGCAAAUCCGGGAGCCUGGAUCCUCCGACUAAGAAAAGGGAGGUCGGAAGAUAUCUACAAAAUCUACAGUCACGAUGGCACAGACUCCCCAGCCGAAGCUGAAGAUUUAAUCGUCGUCCUUAACACCUUCAAAAGCAAGAUCAUUAAAGUAAAAGUGCAGAAAAAGCCUGACAUGAUGAACGAGGAUCUUCUGAGUGAUGGUACCCAUGAGAACGACUCUGGAUUCUGGACGUCUCUAACCAGAGGGUUUACCGGUUCCAAACCAGAAGAAACGAAGCAGGAGAAGGAUGAUGUCAUUAACAUAUUCUCGGUGGCCUCCGGUCACUUGUACGAGAGGUUCCUCAGGAUAAUGAUGCUAUCUGUGCUCAAACACACCAAGACACCCGUCAAGUUCUGGUUUCUCAAAAACUACCUGUCUCCAAAUUUUAAGGAAUUCAUUCCAUACAUGGCAGAGAAAUACGGCUUUCAGUAUGAACUUGUACAUUAUAAAUGGCCACGCUGGCUCCACCAGCAGACAGAGAAGCAAAGGAUCAUCUGGGGAUAUAAGAUCCUCUUCCUUGAUGUCCUCUUUCCUCUGGCUGUGGAUAAGUUCCUCUUUGUAGAUGCUGAUCAGAUAGUACGGACGGACCUGAAGGAGCUGAGGGACUUUGAUCUGGAGGGGGCGCCUUACGGUUACACACCUUUCUGUGAGAGCCGGAGAGAGAUGGAUGGAUACCGUUUCUGGAAGUCAGGUUACUGGGCCAGUCACUUGGCAGGACGUAAAUACCACAUCAGUGCUUUGUAUGUGGUGGAUCUGAAGAAGUUUAGGAAGAUUGCAGCUGGAGACAGAUUGAGAGGCCAAUACCAGGGUCUGAGUCAAGAUCCUAACAGCCUUUCUAACCUGGACCAGGAUCUGCCCAACAACAUGAUUCACCAGGUGCCCAUCAAGUCACUUCCUCAAGAGUGGCUUUGGUGUGAGACGUGGUGUGAUGAUGCAUCUAAAAAGAAAGCCAAAACUAUAGAUCUUUGCAACAACCCUCAGACGAAAGAGCCAAAGCUUCAGGCUGCUGUGCGUAUAGUAUCUGAGUGGAGCGACUAUGACCAGGAGGUUAAGAGAAUCUAUAACCACUUCCUGGAAGAGAAAGAGAAACUUGCCACGGACAGCAAUGACACCAUAGACAGAAAACUCACAGGUGGUGACAAGCACACAGAGCUGUAGAGAUGCUCUGCAGCUGAUGAAGAGGAGACUCUGUUUAAAGAGUCAUCUUUUCUUCACCUGUUUUAAAUAAGCCUAUCCUCCAGAAAUGGGUUGACAUUCAUGCUGAACUUGACUUGAAGAAAAAAAUGCAAAUUUCCUUUUUUGUAUCUGAAUGGUUGUGACUUACAUUACUUGGAGGGGUUGGGUCAGGGUAAGGGCAGGCACAGGGCAUCUUCUUUCAUCAGGCAUUUUUAAUGCUUAAGCCCUAAAACACUCGGGGCCUGAUACAUAUAUGCAUUUGCUACAAUCAAAGGCAGUUUCAUCUGAGGGAAAAGCCCUCUGAUUGGUCAAGGCAGUGCCCAUAGGGAAUCGUUUAAUUGAGCAAGAAACUGCAUGUGCACAAUUUUAAUAUUACAAAGAUUUGAUAAAUAUCCCUCUUAACUGUUAACAUGCACUGACUUUUCAUGAAAAUUAUUAUUAAAUGGUAAAAUAUAGGACCCACUGUUCAUUUAAUAGGCACCCAUGGUGUUUUAAAACCCAUGUGAUGUUAUAAUAGGUAAGCACAAAUCAUUUCCUGUGAGAUCACAGUUCAGUUAGUGACUCAAUGUAAAAAUCUGGGUUUUCCUCGGGUGUAAACAUUCAUAUCAAAAUAAUUUUUUAACAACCAAAAUCAAAUCUGUCAGUGUUACCAUGCUUAAGUGUAAAUGGUGACAUAACACUGUCCAAAAGCUAUUUUUUCAAGGAUUAGUUCACCCCAAAAAUGUGCCAUCAUUAACUUCUUAUGUUGUUCCAAAACAGCAUGACUUUUUUCUGAUGAACGCAAAGAAUAAUUUGAGAAUGUAUUGACCACUAUUUGCCAUAAAAUAAAUAUGAAUGGUUUUAUAAAAGUGGGCCUUACAACUUGUGCACUUUAUUCAAAGUCUUAAAGUUUUGUGUGAAGAACAGAUUUUUAUUAUUAUGAAUCACAGACAAUGUGCAUUUAGUCUUUAUACUAUUAUAUCUAGCUGCCGAUAAGCUUAAGUAUGAAAUACUUAAAACAUAUGCAGCAUUGUUUUAAUUUGGAAGCUUGACAUGACAUCCCGUAUAUGACUUGAUAUUCCAUGAUUAUUAUUAAAAAAAGACUGGAUGGUGCAUUGUUCAAUAUUUCAAUAUUUCUCCUUGUGUGUUCCACCAAAGAAAGUCCAAAAGGUUUGGAAUGACAUGAUGGUGAGUAAAUGAUGACUUUCAUUGUGGGUGAACUGUUAAUAUACAGUCACAUUACUAUGUUUUCUAGUUGCCUUAAAGGGACAUUUAUUGAAAAUAUGCUAAUUUUUCAGCUCCCCUAGAGUUAGACAUUUGAUUUUUACUGUUUUGGAAUCAAUUCAGCCAAUCUCUUAGCAUAGCUUAGCAUCAUCCAUUGAAUCUGAUAAGAUCAUUAGCUCAAAAAUUACCAAAUAUUUUGAUAUUUUUCCUGUUUUUAAACGUGACUCUUCUGUCAAAUAUAGAAACUCUUUGGUUAUUUUUUUUGAGCGAUGCUAAUGGUCAAAUAAGAUUCAAUGGAUUAUGCUAAGCUAUGCUAAAAGUGGUACCGCCAGACCCGGAGAUCGGCUGAAUGAAUUCCAAAAUUGUAAAAAUCAUAUGUUUAACUCUAGGGGAGCUGAAAAAUGAGCCUAUUUUCCAAAAAAGUUUAUAUACUUAAUAUUUUAAGUUCAAUUGACUUAAAAAUGUGUCAUUUUGCAUUAACUAACAUUUUUAGGUCAAAUUAACUCAAAAAUCUUUUUUACAGUGUUAAAGGGAAAUGGGAGUCACAGGUAAGGUAGAAUUUUGUGUGCGCACAACAUUUUUUAAUAAUUGUUUUUUAUAACCCCAAAUGACCAAGAUUGUUUAGAAGAAACGCCUGAACACUGUAAAAAGAUUUGUUGUUUCAACUUAUAAACGUAAUUGUUUGUGCUGCUUUAAAAUUGAGUUAAUUCAACUUCUUUUUAAAAUUAAUUAAUAUUUAAAAGUUUAAGGCAGCACGAACACUUCACAGUGAACUUUGCAAAAAAAAUCAGAAUGUUUUUUUGUUGAUUUCAUAUCACUGGGUUACAUUUUAAAUAAUAGUUUUCUAUUCUAAAUCUUUCUAUUUCAGGUCAUUUCUGUGGUAACGCUCUGUGGGUUAAGUUAGUCUGGGUAAACCACUGGUUUUUAUAUGUUUGUUCAUCAUAUGCGCUGUGACUAUCUGUGUUUCAGUAAUAUAAAUGUGUGCAAAGUUUUUCCUCUCUAUAUUCUACCUGGAAAUAUUAUGUGCAUUUUACCUGCUGAAGUUUAGACAGAAAACGAGGCUUUGGUAUAUUGAGAGGUAUAUUAUAGUGUUUUGCCAUUGUGUUUAUACAGUAUGUGUGACCCUGCCUGUGAAAUUGCACCUUAAGUCUUUUUUUCAUAAAAUCAUCUUGCAUGCUGUUUUAUUUUCACAGACUAUUCUGUGAAAAUAUAACCUUUAUAUCUAAAAUAUUGACUGAAUAAUGUCAUGUCGAAGAUUGAAAUUAAAGUGAAAUCAUUAAAAUGAGACUUUAGCCUGAAUUUCACAGACAGGUUCACAUACAGUAUUGUUCUUUUAGUGAUGAAUAGAGACAUAAUUGGGAAAUGGGCUAUGAAAGUUUAGAUUUACUGUAUGAAAAUAUUUCAUUAUUUUGUAAUAAAAUAAUUUACAAAUGGUUCA